Messenger RNA from Giardia duodenalis, 1857 nucleotides. Its product is annotated as Nicotinate phosphoribosyltransferase. Gene Ontology annotation, molecular function: nicotinate phosphoribosyltransferase activity. Gene Ontology annotation, biological process: NAD+ biosynthetic process. Bases 1 to 1857 code for a protein of 618 amino acids. The record is from RefSeq and is a predicted model, not a curated record. The transcript has a single exon. Lineage: Eukaryota; Fornicata; Diplomonadida; Hexamitidae.
AUGUACAGCCCGACUCCUCUGCUGAAUGACUUCUAUCAGUAUACUAUGGCAUACUCCUACUACCAAGCAGGAUUCGCAAACCGGCAGGCAACCUUCGAAAUGUUCUUCCGGCAGAACCCAUUUAACGGACAGUACGCCGUCUUUGCUGGUCUGCGAGAUCUGCUGGACUUUAUCCUUGACUUCCGCUUCAGUGACGAUGACAUUAGCUAUUUAAAGCUUUGUCUACCAGACCUUGACCCGGGCUUCUUUGACUAUCUCAAAACCCUUUCAUGGAGGCAGCUGGAGCUUUAUGCCCCGAAGGAGGGAACAAUUGUGUUUGCUGGGGAGCCUGUGAUUAUAGUCCGCGGCCCCCUCUUGCUCUGUCAACUUCUGGAGAGUACUCUUUUGGUACUAAUCAAUUAUCCGACUCUGGUUUGCACGAAAGCUUGCCGCCUACGUGUUGCAUGCAACUACGAAAAGAUUAUGGAGAUUUAUUCUACCAUACCAUAUGACCAGAGAAACGCGUAUGUACAGUCAAUCUGCAGCAACCCUGUGUUAUCGGAGUUUGGGCUUCGUCGGGCGCAGGGGGUGAAUGGGGGCAUAUGUGCCUCUGAAUACGCUAUCAUGGGAGGCUGUAACGGAACAAGCAAUAUGUAUGCUGCCAGAAAGUUAGGCAUUCUUCCCGUUGGCACUAUGGCACAUUCAUUUGUGCUCUCCGUUGUCGAUACCCCCGAAGCACUCUUAGCAUCUCUCCAAAACUCUGAUUCUAUGUCUUUGCUUCGUUCUAAGGACUCAGUCGCGUUGGCCCACUUGCCAUUAUCCUUUGAGAGUUUUGUACAAAAGUGCAUGGACUGGAAAGCCCGCUUGUUCGCCCAGGAUCCUGCUGAGUCCAAAGAGCCCGAGGUCUAUAAGGCCACAGAGAGUCCUACUAAUGAAAGGCUUCCUAUCUAUCCGGUCUACAGGGCUAAUUUGACCGAGCUAAGUGCAUUCAUGAUCUAUGCUUACACACAUCCCAAUUCAUUUGUAGCGCUCAUAGAUACGUAUGACUCACUUAACUCAGGUCUUUAUAACUUCCUCAUAGUGGCGUGUGGGCUUAUUGAAUGUAGUGUGCAGCCACGCGGUGUGCGUCUGGAUAGUGGAGACCUUUCAUUUCUUAGUAUAGAGAUUAAGAGAGCGUUUUCUACGUUGGAUGCUGCUAUACGCACACACCCACUUCUUUGUGGGAAGGAUGGGUCUAUUGCAGAUUGUCUUGUGAUUGCGUCUAAUGACCUCGAUGAGGAGAUACUUUACAAUUUGGUCAAAGAAGGUGCGUGUAUCGAUAUGUUUGGCAUAGGGACACACCUAGUGACAUGCAACUCUCAGCCUAGCCUUGGGGGCGUGUACAAGCUUGUAGAACUGGAUGGAAUCCCAAGAAUUAAGUUCAGUGAUGAGAUUGGAAAAGUGACCAUUCCUGGGCAAAAGAUACUCUAUCGCCUCUACACGAGCACUCACACGCCCUUUGUAGACCUCAUUGCACGCCCAGACGAGGAAAUAAAAGAGCGGCAACCAGUCCACUGUUUACAUCCACACACACCAACGCGCCAGCUCAUGAUGUAUCCAUCCAAGGUUGAAGCGGUACACACUUGCAUUCUAAAGACAGGAGAAAUUAACUACCCCCACGAGACGUCUGUAGACCGUGAGCGGCGAGAAGUCAUUAAGCUGAAGCACCCGCAAGUACUGGACAUUCAACGAUAUGUAGUGGAGCAGCUUCUGACCAUGCGUCCAGACCACAUACGCGCCACAGCCCCGACACCAUACAAAAUCAGCCUUACUAAGCGCAUGAGUAAUCUGUUUAAGGAUGUAGUUCAGGCAAACUACACGUUAAAGGUUAUCGAAUAA